Chinchilla lanigera (long-tailed chinchilla) is the source of this 4058-nucleotide messenger RNA. It is a transcript of the gene Hps5, whose product is annotated as Hermansky-Pudlak syndrome 5. Gene Ontology annotation, biological process: developmental pigmentation. Gene Ontology annotation, cellular component: cytoplasm. The record is from RefSeq and is a predicted model, not a curated record. NCBI's taxonomy places the organism in Eukaryota, Metazoa, Chordata, Mammalia, Rodentia, Chinchillidae. Gene Ontology annotation, molecular function: protein binding. The coding region runs from base 302 to 3691 and encodes 1129 amino acids. The transcript has 23 exons.
GGGAGGGGCGGAGCGGGGAGGGAGACUGAUGUUCGGGUUCCGCUGUCAGUGUCUGGUGAGUGACGGAAAUAAGAAAGUGGGCCCGACCUCUUGAGGAUUGGGAACGGCAGACCUGGAUGUGGUGGAGCGGCGACGGGACCUAUGGGCCGCUGGUCUGCGAGCCUGGCUGUGAAAACUUGGUAACCGGGGCUCCUCGCUUCUGGACUUGUGCAUUCAGUAUUAAAGUUACCGCUUUUGAAAAGGUUUUAUUCAGGUGAGGAGUACUGUGGUUGAAACUGAACAGUUGCUCCUCUCUGGCUAAAUGCCUUUGGUGCCAGUGAUCCCAGAGUCCUACAGCCAUGUGCUCGCAGAGUUUGAGUCACUGGACCCGCUACUCUCAGCUCUGCGGCUGGACUCCAGUCGUCUAAAGUGCACCAGUGUAGCCGUGUCUCGGAAAUGGCUGGCCUUGGGCAGCUCGGGAGGAGGAGUGAACCUUAUUCAGAGAGAAGGCUGGAAGCACAGGCUGUUUCUGUCCCACCGGGAAGGUGCAAUUUCUCAGGUUGCCUGUUGUUCACAUGAUGAUGAUUACGUUGCUGUAGCUACCAGUCAAGGUCUUGUAGUUGUCUGGGAAUUAAAUCAAGAGCAUCGUGGGAAACCAGAACGAAUUUAUGUGUCUUCGGAACACAAAGGCCGAAAAGUUACGGCUCUCUGCUGGGAUACAGUGAUUCUUAGAGUGUUUGUAGGUGACCAUGUGGGGAAAGUUUCUGCCAUCAAGCUCAACACUUCUAAACAAGCAAAGGCAGCUGCUGCCUUUGUGAUGUUUCCUGUUCAGACAAUAAUAACAGUGGACUCCUGUGUUGUCCAGCUAGAUUAUUUGGAUGGAAGACUGCUUGUAUCUUCCCUCACUCGAUCCUUCUUGUGUGACACGGAGAGAGAAAAGUUUUGGAAAAUUGGAAACAAGGAAAGAGAUGGAGAGUACGGAGCUUGUUUCUUCCCUGGAAGGUGUUCCGGGGGCCAGCAGCCUCUCAUCUACUGUGCUCGUCCUGGCUCCAGGAUGUGGGAAGUGAGCUUUGAUGGGGAAGUUAAAAGCACACAUCAGUUCAAGAAACUCCUCUCGUUGCCCCCUCUUCCUGUGAUCACUCCAAGAUCUGAACCUCAGUAUGAUCACACAGUGGGAUCCCACCACUCUUUGCCUUUCCCCAAACUCUUGCAUCUAAGUGAGCAUUGUGUGCUGACUUGGACAGAAAAAGGAAUUUACAUUUUUAUUCCUCAGAAUGUUCAAGUUCUUCUCUGGAGUGAAGUCAAAGGUAUUCAGGAUGUGGCUGUCUGCAAGAAUGAGCUGUUCUGCUUGCACCUGAAUGGGAAAGUCUCGCGUCUCUCCCUGCUGUCUGUGGAGCGCUGUGUGGAACGCCUGCUGCGGAGAGGCCUGUGGGUCCUGGCUGCUCACACAUGCUGUCUUUUCCAAAAUUCCAUCAUCGCCAGCAAAGCAAGAAAAACUUUGACAGUAGAUAAAUUGGAGCAUUUGAAAUCUCAGCUGGACCCUGCAACCUAUAGUGACCUAAUUUCUCAAGUGGAUGAAUUGAUAUUAAAAUUUGAACCUUUGGAUUCAGCUUGCAGCAGUAGAAGAAGCUCCAUUUCAUCACAUGAAAGUUUUAGCAUCUUGGACUCUGGUAUUUAUCGUAUCAUUAGUAGUAGAAGAGGCAGUCAGUCAGAUGAAGAUUCUUGCUCCCUUCACAGCCAGACUUUCUCAGAAGAUGAGAGACUUAAAGAAUUCACUUCACAUCCAGAAGAGGAUCAGCCAGACCAGGACUGUGGCUCACAGGGAAAUGAAGACAAUGUUUCUCAUGUUCCAGUGCCGUUUGAGACAGAUAAGAAUGAAACUUUUCUCCCCUUCGGCAUCCCAUUAUCAUUUCGUUCUCCAUCUCCUCUUGUGUCUCUUCAGGCAGUCAAAGACAGUGUUUCUAGCUUUGUGCGUAAAACAACCGAGAAAAUUGGUACCCUUCACACAAGCCCCGAGCUGAAAGUGAGACCAGAAGCCAGGGAGGAUGAUCCGUCUCACGAAGAGGAAGUGAGUUCAGUUAUCUGCCCACAGGAAGAAGACACUGAAGAGAAAAAAGAAGUAACUAGUCAACCCCCACAAGAAGACAGGUUGCAAGAGCUCACAGCAGCAACAGCAGAAGCAAUGACCAAGCUACUGGACCCUUUGGUUUUGUUUGAACCCCGGUCUCUGCGAGUUGUUUUACAAGAGUGGCUGUCACACUUAGAAAGAACAUUUGCCAUCAUGGGUGUUUCAAGUACUUCCGAUACUGACACCUCACCAGUGAAACUGAACCAGGAUGUGCCAUUGCCUGAUGAAUCAAAAAAGAGAGUAUUAGGUGAAGAUUAUGAAGGAGAAAAAAGAGACUCUUUAAACAACGGAGAAACUGUUGACCCAGUAGCAUGUGAAUCCGUAAGUAGUCCAGGGGAGCCUUUGGAUGACAUUUUUCAGGUGUGUCCUCCGUGCGCCAUACCAACAAGCCUUCAGAAGGACCUGGCUGAACUGACCGCAUUGUGUUUGGAAUUGGAUGUAUUGAAUUCUGCUAUCAGAAGCACGGGUGGACAUGCAGACCGCACUUUGCAACAGCGCCCUCCUGAAAUUCUGGCUUGUCAGUUCCUAAAGAAGUACUUUUUUCUCCUGGACUUGAACAGAGCAAAGGAGAGUAUCAAGCUUAGUUAUCCUAGCAGCCCCUGUGUUUGGGAUACUUUUAUUGAAGGAUUGAAAGAAAUGGCAAGUUCCAACCCAACAUAUAUGGAGAUGGAAGAAGGAGAUCUACCGACAAGAUUGCAGUUAUUGGAUGACUCUGUUCCUUUAGACAGUCCUUUGUUAAUUGCUUAUGCUAUCCGGUUAUAUGAGAGGUUUGGGGAAUCUGCACUUCGAUCCUUGACCAGGUUUUAUCCAUCCAUCUUGCCUUCGGAUAUCACACAAUUUUGUCGUCAUCAUCCAGCUCAGUUUCUGGCCUAUUUGGACAGUUUGGUGAAAUCAAGACCUGAAGACCAGCGGUCAUCUUUCCUAGAGUCCCUUCUACAACCAGAGUCCUUGAGAUUAGAUUGGCUACUUUUGGCAGUGUCCCACGAUGCUCCACCAAGCACUAGUACUAUGGAUGAUGAUGGGUACCCCAGGCCUCAUUCACACUUGUUUUCCUGGGGUUACAGUCAGCUGAUCCUUUAUCUAAUUAAACUUCCUGCAGAUUUUACAACUAAAGAGAAAAUGACUGACAUCUGUAAGUCUUGUGGUUUCUGGCCUGGAUAUCUUACUCUGUGCUUGGAGCUGGAGAGAAGAAGAGAGGCCUUCACCAACAUCGUGUAUCUGAAUGACAUGAGCCUGAUGACGGGGGACAGUGGUUGGAUCCCAGAGACUGUGGAGGAAUGGAAGCUUCUCCUGCAUCUCGUGCAGAGCAAGACCACAAGGCCAGCCCCCCAGGAAUCACUCAAUGGGAGCCUCAGCGAUGGGCCUUCCCCAGUCAGCAUGGAGAAUGUGGCUCUCUUGUUAGCUAAAUCCAUGGGCCCAGAUCGGGCCUGGUCCCUGCUACAGGAAUGUGGUCUGGCCCUUGAGCUGUCAGAGAAGUUUACCAGAACCUGCGAUAUCCUGAGGAUUGCUGAGAAAAGGCAGAGAGCCUUGAUACAAAGCAUGCUUGAAAAAUGUGAUCGGUAUCUGUGGUCUCAGCAGACCUAAUGGAAGAUUUGGCAGAAUGUCAUAACAUUUUGAAAAAAGAAAAACCAAAUCAUGCUCCUGAAUCUUCAGAAUACAUUUGUGACUGGAGAAAAAGCACCACCCAAAACCUUGCCACCUCAUCGGACUUGUCUCGUCAGUGUCUGUACCCUUGGCACGUGUGGCUCUGCGACCUCAGCAUUUUUUCAGCCAAAGUUGGGUUGUGAAAGGAGUUGGUCCUUGUUUGCUGGAAUCAGAUGUGGAUGUUUACAGCUGUGAAGAGUUUUUUCCCAAGUUCAGUAUUAUUUGCGCGUGGGGGAGUUUUUUUCCACUGUGACUCCUGUGGAGAGCAGAACCUUUUUAUCACAUAAAGAUAAUGUUAUUAACUGAA